UCUUUCGAUGUCACUGGAACACCACCCCAGCCUCUGCAUAAAGUCAUAAGCUUCUUUUAUUAUUAUAAUUUCUCUCUCUCUCUCUCCGGCCGCUAGUUCAAGAACACUUUUGUGACUGGACCUCCACAGUGGCCAUAGCUUAGAGAAACCUAGAAAACACAGGUGAAGAGGAGGAGAGUGUCUAAAAAAUGGGUGUAACAAGUCCACUCAAAGGCCAAUCUCACUCUCGUUCACUCACCAGGAAGUUGUUGCCCUAUGUUCUUUAUGCUCUCCUCCCCAUAGCUGUUUUUCGCUUCUACUUUCACCCUUUUCCUUUCCCUCUAUCCACCUCAGAUCAGCUUCCUCACCCCAACCGCAUCAUCCUCACCACUUCUUCUUCUUCUUCUUCUUCACCUCCUCCUUCAUCCUUCUCUAGAGAAGAGGAAAUAGCUAAUGAAACUCCAUGUAACUACACCUAUGGCAGAUGGGUAUAUGACAAGAUGGGGCCUUUAUACAAUGGCACAACCUGUGGUACAAUUAAGGAAGGUCAAAAUUGCAUCACACACGGGAGACCUGACUUGGGUUACCUUUACUGGAGAUGGCAACCAAGCCAAUGCAAUCUCCCAAGGUUUGAUCCCAACACUUUCUUCAACCUCCUAAGUAACAAGCAUAUAGCUUUUGUUGGUGACUCUAUGGCUAGGAACCAAUUGGAAUCACUUCUUUGCAUGCUAGCCACUGCCUCCUAUCCUAACCUGGUUUACAAAAAUGGGGAGGAUAACAAGUUUCGUAGAUGGCAUUUUGCUUCUCAUAACAUUACUGUAUCAGUUUAUUGGUCACCAUUUCUGGUUAAAGGUGUUGAGAAAUCAAAAACUGGCCCAGAUCAUAAUGAAUUGUAUGUAGAUGUUGUUGACGAGAGGUGGGGAUCUGAUUUGGAGCAUAUAGAUAUGGUUGUACUCUCAAUAGGGCAUUGGUUUCUUCAUCCAGCAGUGUAUUAUGAGGGUGGUUCGGUUUUAGGUUGCCAUUACUGCCCUGGACUAAAUCACACUGAGAUUGGAUUUUAUGAUGUGAUGAGGAAGGCCAUAAAGACCGCACUUAAGGCAAUAAUUGAAAGGAAGUCGACUGAUGGUAAUGGAAUUGAUGUGUUUUUAACCUCUUUUUCACCUUCACAUUUUGAAGGUGAAUGGGAUAAGGCUGGUGCUUGUCCCAAGACGAAGCCUUACGAGGAAGGAGAAAAGAUGGUUGAAGGAAUGGAUGCAGAUAUGAGAUCAAUUGCCAUUGAAGAAAUGGAAGCUGCUAAGGUAAAUGCUAAGAAAUUCAAAGGAUUGAGACUAGAGACAUUGGAUGUGACUAAAUUAUCAUUAAUGAGACCAGAUGGUCAUCCCGGGCCUUACAUGUAUCCAUUUCCAUUCGCUGACGGCGUUCAAGAACAUGUUCAGAACGACUGUGUACAUUGGUGUCUUCCAGGUCCUAUAGAUACAUGGAAUCAGAUAGUGUUAGAAGUUAUUAGGAGAUGGAGUGUUGUAUCAAAGAGAGAGGAGUGAGGGAAUACAGAUACCAGAUUCUGGGUUUUGUUUUCAUUUUGCAUUUCUGUUGUAUUUGUUGGUGUAUAUUUCUUUCUCAAAACAAGCAAUUUUGUUUGGGGUCA
Molecule: messenger RNA, 1624 nt
Organism: Gossypium raimondii (Peruvian cotton)
Lineage: Eukaryota; Viridiplantae; Streptophyta; Magnoliopsida; Malvales; Malvaceae
Product: xyloglucan O-acetyltransferase 1
Exons: 2
Coding region: 189-1520 (443 amino acids)
Cellular component (GO): Golgi apparatus
Molecular function (GO): O-acetyltransferase activity
Source: RefSeq, a predicted model, not a curated record